Molecule: messenger RNA, 2379 nt
Organism: Knipowitschia caucasica
Lineage: Eukaryota; Metazoa; Chordata; Actinopteri; Gobiiformes; Gobiidae
Source: the annotation of a GenBank genome assembly
AUGCAAUUCUACAAAGUGGUGCCGAUCAAAGACAUCCGGAACCUGUACGUGACGUUCCCCAUCCCAGACCUGCAGAGGUAUUACAAGUCCAACCCGGGCCAUUACCUGGGCCACCUGAUCGGACACGAGGGCCCCGGGAGCCUACUGUCCGAGCUCAAGUCUAAAGGCUGGGUCAACACUCUUGUCGGAGGUCAGAAAGAAGGAGCCAAAGGUUUCAUGUUUUUCAUCAUCAACGUGGACCUGACGGAGGAGGGCCUUCUGCACGUGGAGGACAUCAUCUUCCACAUGUUCCAGUACAUCCAGAAGCUCAGGACGGAGGGGCCUCAGGAGUGGGUGUUCGACGAGUGCAAGGAUUUGAACAAAGUUGCGUUCCGGUUCAAAGACAAAGAGCGUCCUCGUGGAUACACGUCUAAAGUGGCCGGUUUGCUUCACUAUUAUCCUCUUGAAGAAGUCCUGGCUGCAGAGUACCUCCUGGAGGAUUUCAGACCAGAUCUGAUAGAGAUGGUUUUGGACAAACUCAGACCGGAGCACGUCAGAGUGGCGGUGGUGUCCAAGUCUUUUGAAGGCCAGACCGAUAAAACAGAAGAGUGGUACGGCACGCAGUACAAACAAGAGGCCAUUUCAGACGAGACGAUCAAGAAAUGGGGCAACGCGGAUCUGAACGGGAAGUUUAAGCUACCCAUGAAAAACGAGUUCAUUCCCACAAACUUUGAGAUCUACCCCCUGGAGAAGGACGUGCCCUCGGUCCCCAGUCUGAUCAAGGACACAGCGAUGAGUAAAGUUUGGUUCAAACAGGACGACAAGUUCUUCCUCCCAAAGGCCUGUCUGAACUUCGAGUUCUUCAGCCCCUUUGCGUACGUGGAUCCGUUGCAUUGUAACAUGGCUUAUUUAUACCUGGAGCUCCUCAAGGACUCCCUGAACGAGUAUGCAUAUGCAGCCGAGCUAGCCGGCCUCAACUACGACCUGCAAAACACCGUCUAUGGGAUUCGCUACCUUUACGCAGACCCCCUCCACUGCAACAUGACCUACUUGUUGCUCAGAUUACUCAAGGACGAUUUAAAUGAGUAUGCUUAUGCAGCGCGGCUGGCAGGGCUUCACUAUGGAGUAGCCUCAGGGAUGAAUGCCAUUCUCCUGUCAGUGAAAGGUUACAAUGACAAACAGCACAUCCUCCUCAAGAAAAUCAUCGAGAAAAUGGCCACGUUCGAGAUCGACGAGAGGCGCUUCGACAUCAUCAAGGAGGCGUACAUGAGGUCCUUGAAUAACUUCCGGGCGGAGCAGCCGCAUCAACACGCCAUGUACUACCUCCGGCUGCUCAUGACCGAAGUGGCCUGGACCAAAGACGAGCUCCGAGACGCGCUGGACGACGUGACUCUCGCUCGACUCAAGGCUUUUAUUCCUCAGCUGUUGUCACGGUUACACAUAGAAGCCCUCAUCCACGGAAACAUACUGAAGGAGUCUGCUUUGGAGAUGAUGCAGAUGGUGGAGGACAAACUGAUCGAACACGCUCACACCAAACCUCUGCUCCCGAGUCAACUCAUCCGCUACAGAGAGGUGCAGGUGCCAGACGGCGGCUGGUACGUGUAUCAGCAGAGGAACGAGGUCCAUAAUAACUGUGGGAUCGAGAUCUACUAUCAGACCGACAUGCAGAGCACCCACGACAACAUGCUGCUGGAGCUGUUCUGUCAGAUCAUCUCUGAGCCCUGCUUCAACACGCUGAGGACCAAAGAGCAGCUCGGUUACGCGUUCCUGCUGUUCCAGGAGGAGAGCUCGGUCCAGGCUCUGAUCGACUCCUGCAUCGAAGAAGAAAACAAACUGUAUCUGUGCGUCUCCAGCCCCACCAUCAAGGACAAACCAGUUCAGAUUCGUCCGUGGAACCUCGGCGACAGUGACUACGUGAUGGACGGGUCUCAACCUCUGGACCCGAGGAAAACCAUAUUUGUGGGAGGAGUCCCGCGGCCGCUCAGAGCAGCGGAGUUGGCGAUGAUCAUGGACCGGCUCUACGGAGGGGUGUGCUACGCCGGCAUCGACACGGACCCAGAGCUGAAGUAUCCGAAGGGAGCGGGACGAGUGGCCUUCUCCAACCAGCAGAGCUACAUCGCCGCCAUCAGCGCCCGCUUCGUGCAGCUGCAACACAACGACAUCGACAAGAGGGUGGAGGUGAAGCCGUACGUGCUGGACGACCAGAUGUGCGACGAAUGCCAGGGCGCUCGCUGCGGCGGGAAGUUCGCUCCGUUCUUUUGCGCCAACGUGACGUGUCUGCAGUACUACUGUGAGCUCUGCUGGGGCUGCAUCCACGCCCGGGCCGGCCGAGAGUUCCACAAGCCCCUGGUGAAGGAGGGGGGGGACCGGCCCAGGCACGUGUCCUUCCGCUGGAGCUGA